UGGGCAGCACCCGGGGCGUCCUCAUCGAGCCCGUGUACCCCGACAUCAUCCGCAUGAUCUCAGUGAACAUCUUCCGGACCCUGCCGCCCAGCGAGAACCCCGAGUUCGACCCCGAAGAGGACGAGCCCAACCUGGAGCCUUCGUGGCCGCAUCUGCAGCUGGUGUAUGAGUUUUUCCUGCGUUUCCUGGAGAGCCCCGACUUCCAGCCCUCCGUGGCCAAGAGAUACGUGGAUCAAAAGUUUGUCCUGAUGCUGCUGGAGCUCUUUGACAGCGAGGACCCUCGCGAGCGUGAGUACCUCAAGACCAUCCUGCACCGGGUCUACGGCAAGUUCCUGGGGCUCCGGGCCUACAUCCGCAAGCAGUGCAACCACAUUUUCCUCCGGUUCAUUUAUGAGUUCGAGCACUUCAAUGGCGUGGCAGAGUUGCUGGAGAUCUUAGGAAGCAUCAUCAACGGCUUCGCGCUGCCCCUGAAGACCGAGCACAAGCAGUUCCUGGUUCGAGUCCUGAUUCCCCUGCACUCCGUCAAAUCCCUGUCCGUCUUUCACGCCCAGCUGGCCUACUGCGUCGUGCAGUUCCUGGAGAAGGACGCCACGCUGACAGAGCACGUGAUCCGCGGGCUGCUCAAAUAUUGGCCAAAAACCUGCACCCAGAAGGAGGUCAUGUUCCUGGGGGAGGUGGAGGAGAUCCUGGACGUCAUCGAGCCCUCCCAGUUUGUGAAGAUCCAGGAGCCCCUGUUCAAGCAGGUGGCUCGCUGUGUCUCCAGCCCCCAUUUCCAGGUUGCAGAGCGGGCUCUGUAUUUCUGGAACAACGAGUAUAUCCUGAGCCUCAUUGAGGACAACUGCCACACUGUGCUGCCUGCUGUCUUCGGGACCCUCUACCAAGUCUCCAAGGAGCACUGGAAUCAAACCAUCGUGUCUCUCAUCUACAACGUGCUCAAGACCUUCAUGGAGAUGAACGGGAAGCUGUUUGAUGAGCUCACGGCCUCCUACAAGCUGGAAAAGCAGCAGGAGCAGCAGAAGGCCCGGGAGCGUCAGGAGCUGUGGCAAGGUCUGGAGGAGCUGCGGCUGCGCCGGCUACAGGGGACCCAGGGGACCCAGGGGGCCAGGGAGGCCCCCCUGCAGCGGUUCGUACCCCAGGUGGCUGCCACUGGAGGCCAGAGCUAGAGAGCCCUCCGGCAGGGACGACACCCGGAGCGGCAGACCCUCCCUCCCUCCUCCUGCCUGGGCCGCAGGGAGCCAGGGAGGAGGGGGCGGCCUUGGCAGCUGAACUCCAGGCCCUGGAGGCAGGACUUGACUGGGCGAGUGACCGGGAAGCUGCUGGAGGCCACGCCGGGCUCCGGAUGGCAGGCAGCCCCCGCCUGCUCCCGGCCCCGGACAGGGCCCUCCACACCUCGCCUGCCCGUCUCGCGCCCGCCGUGGGCUCCAUGUCUAUUUAUUCUCGCCCGCUCCCCCUCAGCACAGACGCCGUCCUGGGCCUGAGCGUCUCCCCCACCUUCGCCCUCGGCUUCCUGUCCCCUUUUUAUUUAUUCCGCAGGGGGAGGGGUGAGGGCACAGUGCCCUGGGUAAGAGGGGUCGCAGCAGUCCUGGUCUUCCCCCUCCCCUGGCUGGGG
This is a messenger RNA of Oryctolagus cuniculus (rabbit), 1609 nucleotides long. RefSeq names its product protein phosphatase 2 regulatory subunit B'beta (gene PPP2R5B). Gene Ontology annotation, biological process: signal transduction; protein dephosphorylation. Gene Ontology annotation, cellular component: nucleus; protein phosphatase type 2A complex; cytosol. The record is from RefSeq and is marked provisional. NCBI's taxonomy places the organism in Eukaryota, Metazoa, Chordata, Mammalia, Lagomorpha, Leporidae. Gene Ontology annotation, molecular function: protein phosphatase activator activity.